Messenger RNA from Ctenopharyngodon idella (grass carp), 2727 nucleotides. It is a transcript of the gene gna15.1, whose product is annotated as guanine nucleotide binding protein (G protein), alpha 15 (Gq class), tandem duplicate 1. Gene Ontology annotation, cellular component: heterotrimeric G-protein complex. The coding region runs from base 442 to 1548 and encodes 368 amino acids. The record is from RefSeq and is a predicted model, not a curated record. The transcript has 8 exons. Lineage: Eukaryota; Metazoa; Chordata; Actinopteri; Cypriniformes; Xenocyprididae. Gene Ontology annotation, biological process: action potential; phospholipase C-activating dopamine receptor signaling pathway; adenylate cyclase-modulating G protein-coupled receptor signaling pathway. Gene Ontology annotation, molecular function: G-protein beta/gamma-subunit complex binding; GTPase activity; guanyl nucleotide binding.
CCAGACGGACGUUGCGUCGCGUUACGAGCGUUUCGCGUCAAGAUAAAAACUUUUGAAAACGCGCCUCGAGACCCCUGCAUUCUUUUCCGUGGCACUCCGUCUAGCAGCAUUUAAACACAAGAACGCGUGCGCCACCUAAAUGCCUUAUACCGCUGUCUCAGUAAGCAGCUGACUACACAACCUAUAGGUUUUGAGACAGCCCAUAUUCACUCAGUUCAAGAAGGACUUUCCUGAGUUGCAGGUAGAUCUGUCUGAAGGCAGGGGGGAAAUGAUGUAACGUUUACAGUAAAAUUAGGAUUUUUGGGGGGGAGAAACUUCUGAGAAAACUUCUACAGGAGACAGAAAUUGGUUCAUAUCCAGUUCGGCUAAGGGAGGAAAAUGGAUCGUGUUUCGUAAAGGCUUUACUGGCUCCGAACAGGUGUGUCGACGAAUAAAGGAAAGAUGGGGAGCUGUUGGAGAUGGUGCUAUACGACGUGCACCUGUUGCUUGUCUGAAGAGGAGAAAAACGCCAUAGUAAUACACAAUGAAAUCAAAAGAAUCCUCGCAGACCAGAAGAAAAGAGAACGGAAAGAAAUCAAAGUACUUUUAUUAGGCACUGGAGAAAGCGGGAAGACGACUUUUAUUAAGCAGAUGAGGAUUAUUCAUGGCAAGGGCUUUUCGGAAGAAGACAGGCGUGGCUACACUAAAAUGGUUUUCCAGAAUAUCUUCACAGCUAUGAAGGCUCUGACAGUGGCGAUGAACACCUUAAAGAUUCCCUACGCUAACCCACAGAACGAGGUAUAUGGGCAACAGUUUCAGGAAGUGGAAAUACGUCAGAUAACACAUUUGGACAGAAUGUAUGUGGAGGGUAUCCGUCGACUUUGGGCUGAUGCGGGUAUCAAGGCCUGUUACGGUCGUCGUAGAGAGUACCAGCUUCUGGACUCUACAGAAUACUAUAUGACAAAUUUGGACCGUAUCGCGGCCCCAGACUACAUCCCCACAGCGCAGGACGUGUUGCGAGUCCGAUUCCCCACCACAGGCAUCAACGAUUACGCCUUCAGCGUGGAGAAGAUCACCCUCAGGAUUGUAGAUGUUGGUGGGCAGAAGUCAGAAAGGCGGAAGUGGAUCCAUUGCUUUGAAAAUGUGACAUCGCUCAUAUUUUUAGCCUCCCUCAGCGAGUAUGACCAGGUGCUGGAGGAGAAUAACAUGGAGAACCGCAUGAAAGAGAGCUUGUCGCUCUUCUACACCACCAUCCACUCGCCGUGGUUCGCCAGCGCCUCCAUCAUCCUCUUCCUAAACAAGAUGGACAUCCUGGAGGAAAAGAUCAAGACGUCAGACUUAAAAACUUACUUCUCAGGCUUUGGAGGCAAACAGCGGGAUGCGCAAGACGCCAAGACCUACAUCAGAGAGAUGUAUAAACAGAAGGCUGUGAAUACUGAGUCAAAGGAGUGCAAAAACAUCUACCCUCACUUCACCUGUGCAACGGACACCAAUAACAUCCGGAUGGUUUUCAGUGACGUAAAAGACACUGUCCUGAUCAAGUCUCUGCAGGAAUACGGAGUGCUCUGAGCAGCCCAUGAAGCAGCAGUUUUCGCCAGUCUAAUAAAAUUAAUUUGGAGGGAUACACAAAUGAUGGCUUGAAUUAUUUUUCCUUGUGCAGCCUCUAUGCUCUUCUUUGUCUUUUCUUUGUCUUUGCUUCAUCUAUUCUUAUAUGCCAACUUCUGUUUUGUUAUUUUGGGGGGAAAAAGAUUCUUGUAGAUUCUUGACACUUUCCACUCGUUCCAAAACUGACAGUCACCUGCUUAAAGUGACAUCACUCUGAAAGUAUGAGGAAGUGGUCAUGUACAUCUAUAGAGCUGAAAGAUUUUCGGCAAGUUCUGGUUUCGAGGGGGAGGCGAGAAGAAUUCAUCAGUGUAGCUGCCAGCGAGACUGACCUGAGACAUACAAAGAUCUGAUAUUUGACUUUACUGAUUACUUAAAUAGAGCAAGAGGGUAGAGAGUCACUGCACUGCUUUCUUUCAAAAAGGACCUAAAAGAAUAUAAUAUUUCCUUUAUGUAACAUGAUCUACUAUUUUUAUCACACAAGCAAAAGCCAAAUGUAAGCUGGGGUCUUAAAUUGGAAAUGUUUCUAUUUUGCUUAUUUUCGUAAUCUAAAACAACAUUUUUAUUACAAAUUAUAUUAUUUUAGAGCAAUAUAAUCUCUCAAAAUGGAGCUUAUGUUGUUACUUUCCUGUUAUACACAUUUAAGUUGUUAUAAAAUGUGUGAAUUUGUUUAUAUAGAUUACACUUUAUUUUAAGGUGUUGUUGUUACAGUGUAAUUAUAUAUUUAAGUACUGCAUAAUAAUAAUUGAACUUAUAGAGUUUGGUUUAGGGUAAGUUGCAUGUAAAUCUGCAUAAUUUAUUGUUAUUACUACAGUAAGUACAUGUAAGAAGGACUCUAAAAUAAAGUUUUACUGUAUGAUGUAUAUAAAAGUAUAGUUCGGCUGAAAGUUCUGGUGGUCUAUUUGUUGUGUAUAAACAAGUAUAAUAAUAUCUGCACUGGAAUAUAUAUUUAUUUAGUAUUAAUACAUGCAAAAUGCUUAAAUUGUCUUUUAAGCAUUUAAAUGAAUCCAAUCAGUCCAUCUGCUGUCAUUAAAAUUAGAAAUCAUUUCUAAUAUUAGUGUGUUGACUGAGAAUCAAUCGGGAAAGAUGAAUUUUGUUUCGCAAUAAUAUGUUUAUAAUUAAUGAGAAAUAAAAGAAAAAAUAUCA